This is a messenger RNA of Bursaphelenchus xylophilus (pine wood nematode), 2934 nucleotides long. The record is from the annotation of a GenBank genome assembly. Lineage: Eukaryota; Metazoa; Nematoda; Chromadorea; Rhabditida; Aphelenchoididae.
AUGGAAGGAUUGUUUGCCUAUCAACGGGUCAUCUGUCUGUUGGAUGUGGACUGUUUUUACGUACAAGUCGCUCGAAAGUUGAAUCCGGAGCUUGUGGGACAACCGACGGUCGUUUGCCAGUAUGGGCAUCGAGAUCUGUAAGAUAAAUUUUAUUGUAUUCGAUUGUCGUUACUAAAUUUAUUGUUGCGCUUUCAGCAUUCUCUCCUCGAGUUAUGAAGCCAGGAAAAUGGGUGUGAAGAAAGGUUUUCGUCUGGCCGAAGCCCGUCAAGCCUGUCCAGAUGUUAAACUUUCUCGGGUACCUCAAUAUGAAGGGAUUGAAUUGGCUAACCUGGAGUAUCAUUAGUAAGUUGUACAAAUUAAUGUUUUUGACCACUGGAACAUUGGCUUGGUCCGUCCUCACCCCUUUUCUUUUUUCGUCGACUCCUGUGCUUUUUAUUUUCAUUUUUAGCGAGGAAAGUGCCAAGAUUUUUGAGACAGUCGCCGAGUUUUGUGGAGCAGAUGCAAUUAUUGAGAGGGCUUCCGUUGACGAGUGUUAUAUUGACCUCUCGGUUGUAACGCAUCGAGUUAUCAACAGUCAAGGGUUUAUUGAUGUUCUCAAAAGUGAAGUAAGUGGAUUUCAAUUUGGUUAUCAUUGUUUAGACUCCUCCCGACAUUCUAAAAAACGUCUAUAUUUAUCCGAGGACGCCUUUGGCCGAGAACAUCAAAGAGAUGAGUGAAAACUCGGAUUUGAAUCUUCAUCUUCUGGUUGGCACCUUUGUAGCUGCACAGUUAUGUUUACAGAUCAAAAAGCUUACUGGCUAUGAAUGUUCAGCUGGCGUUGGCAUGAAUAAGGUUGAAAUUAUUUCUUUUAUAUUUUUUUGAUCCAUUUUUAUGGGAAGUGUAAUGUCCAAAUUUUAGAUGCUGGCUAAAGUCGUUUGUGGGAUGAACAAGCCUAAUGCUUUGACAGUUUUACCAGUUUACAAGAUCGAAGAUAUGGUGAAAUCUACGAAUUUGAAGGAAUUCCGAGGACUUGGAGGUCUCUAUGGGCAAGAAAUUGUCGACAAGCUCAAUGUAAAGGUAAGUCCUGUUAGUUUUUCCUUUUUGAUUAUAUAUUUAGAAUCUCGGAGAUCUUCAAUCUGUCCCUGAUGAUGUUUUAAGACAACAUUUUCGUUAUGGAAUAGAGAAACUUCGUCAAUUGUCGUAUGGGUUUGAAGAUGAACCAGUGGCUGAUAGACUGUUUUGUAAACAGUUGUCCUUGUCGAAGCAGAAUACUAGUCUGGCCAAGGAGGAGCUCUGGGACUUUACGGAGAGAAUGGCGAAGGUCUUUGUUAAUAAGUGCCUUUCUGACAAGAACAAGGUAAAAUUUUGACCUUAGUUUAGAGACUAAAACUUGGUUUAUAGUACAAACGAAUUGGAAAAAAGAUGGAAGUGACUGUGAUCAUUCAAGGAAGAAGAAAAACGAAAACUCUGACGAUCCCUGGUUGUUAUGGGCACGGAGAACCGAUCAAGACCUUCAAUUUGAUGAUGAAAAAGUUUUUUACUGAUCUCUACGGUAAAGAGAAAGUUGUUGAAUGGUAAGGAAAUCUUUGGCUAAUUGAAUUGUUUCUUCCGUAGGGCCACUCCAAUCACACACAUUGGCCUCAGCGUGUCAGGAUUCGAGCCGGUUCCCUCAGAUGUUAGCUUGAUCUCCGAUUAUUUCAAGGUUGCCGUAGAAGAUAUGGAUGUCCGUCCAAUUCCAAGGCCUGCUCCGGUUUAUCAACGAAUGAUAGAGGCAACGAAAGAAAGGAAGGAAGUCAAAAAUGGUAGAAAGAACAAGAAACAAAAGGAGAAGAUGAAGAAAGCGGAGAAUAAUCAAAGUUUAUCGCGGUUUUUGAAGAAACCGGUGGUCAAAACGGUCCAUGUGGAAGAUAAUGAAGUUAUUGAGUUGGACAGUGAAGAUGGCGGUGACGUUAACCAUGAGGAAGGUGUUCAGAUUUUAAAGAAUAAACCAGCAUCGACCAAAAAACAAAAUCAAUCGACUGGACUGGAAAAAUGGCUGAAUAAAAAGAAGAUUCCUGAAAUAAAAGAUCCCCUGGAUGAUGAAAUUGAGAUCCUGGAAGUGGAAUGUGCCCGAGGAGACGACGAAAUGCAUAAAUUACCGGAUAAGCCAGUUCCUAUGGAUGGUAUGGAUAUAAGUUUGGACAAUCUUCCUGAUCCAGAGGAUCCAUUUGCACGUCCAUCAAGUGAUGCGGAAGUUGGAUUCCCCGUUCCAAUGCGAGAUGAAAGUCUGGAUUUUGACGAAGAGGAUAGUCCGGGACCUUCAUGCCGAACGAAGAAGAGAAUGAGCUGUAAGUGUGUUAUCGAUGACUCAAAGUAGUGUAGAAAUGUCUUUUUAAGCGUUGGAAUUGCUCGAAAUGCUUAUAAGUGACGCAGAAAGCAAACAAGGUGCCUCUUGCGAUACGAGGCCACCAAAAUUGCUCAAAAGUAAGUGAUAUGGAGGUUAUGAUUCACACUUUCUAUUACUUUCCCUGAUGACUUUCUUAUACCGUUUUAGGAGAACCACUCCGCGAGCUAACCCCGAGCCCAACAUUUGCCGAAUAUGGAGAUUGUCCCAUGCCUCUUACGGAAGAUCUCGGCGACUUCAAUAUCGAUUAUUCCAUACCUCCAGUUGGCCACGAUUUCUCUCCAAAAAAGUCUGAACCCACUGAAGAUAAACUGGCCGCCUUUGGAUUUCCCGAAGAAUAUGAUCAGCUCGACCCUGGUAUAAUCCAAGAAAUGACUCCGGAGAUUCGCUUAGAAAUCCGACGGAAGUAUGGACUGGAAAAGGAGAACUCCCCGCCGAAGGAAGAAAAUCAGAGGGAGAUCAGGUACUCACUCUUUGAUGAUCUGGACAGAGAAUGGAAAGAAAGACUCAAGAAUAAGAAGAUCCGUAGAUUAAACAAUGUCCCAACUGGCCUUGGAACUAGCAAACAGUAG